Messenger RNA from Aphidius gifuensis, 1219 nucleotides. RefSeq names its product developmentally-regulated GTP-binding protein 2. Gene Ontology annotation, cellular component: cytoplasm. Gene Ontology annotation, molecular function: GTPase activity; GTP binding. Lineage: Eukaryota; Metazoa; Arthropoda; Insecta; Hymenoptera; Braconidae. The transcript has 5 exons. Gene Ontology annotation, biological process: cytoplasmic translation. The record is from RefSeq and is a predicted model, not a curated record. The coding region runs from base 9 to 1103 and encodes 364 amino acids.
AAUACAAGAUGGGUAUACUGGAAAAAAUAUCAGAAAUUGAAAAAGAAAUUGCAAGAACACAAAAAAAUAAAGCAACUGAGUAUCAUUUGGGUUUGUUGAAAGCAAAAUUGGCAAAAUACAGAUCACAAUUAUUGGAACCGACAAAAAAAGCUGGUGAAAAAGGUGAAGGUUUUGAUGUAUUAAAAUCUGGUGAUGCUCGUGUUGCACUUAUUGGUUUUCCAUCAGUUGGAAAAUCAACAUUAUUGAGUACUUUAACACAAACAGCAUCAGAAGCAGCUUCAUAUGAAUUUACAACAUUGACAUGUAUUCCCGGUGUUAUUGAAUAUAAAGGUGCAAAUAUACAACUUCUUGAUUUACCUGGUAUCAUUGAAGGAGCUGCACAGGGUAAAGGUAGAGGUAGACAGGUUAUUGCUGUUGCUAGAACAGCUGAUUUGGUAUUGAUGAUGUUGGAUGCAACAAAACAAGAUGUACAAAGACAUUUAUUGGAAAAAGAAUUGGAAUCAGUUGGUAUUAGAUUAAACAAAAGAAAACCAAAUAUUUAUUUUAAAAUAAAAAAAGGUGGUGGUUUGUCAUUUAAUUCAACUUGUCCAUUAACAAAAUGUGAUGAAAAGCUUGUACAAAUGAUACUUCAUGAAUAUAAAAUAUUUAAUGCUGAAGUAUUAUUUAGAGAAGAUUGUACUGCUGAUGAAUUAAUUGAUGUUAUUAAUAAUAAUCGUGUUUAUUUACCUUGUUUAUAUGCCUACAAUAAAAUUGAUCAAAUAUCAAUUGAAGAAGUUGAUAGAAUUGCAAGACAACCAAAUACAGUUGUAGUUAGUUGUAAUAUGAAGUUAAAUCUUGACUUUUUAUUGGAAACUAUUUGGGAAUAUCUUUCACUUAUCAGAGUAUACACUAAAAAACCUGGUGCACCACCAGAUUUUGAUGAUGGUUUAAUUUUAAGAAAAGGAGUUACUGUUGAACAUGUUUGUCAUGCUGUUCAUCGUACUCUUGUUGCACAAUUUAAAUAUGCACUUGUUUGGGGAACAAGUACUAAAUAUUCACCUCAAAGAGUUGGUAUACAACAUACAAUGGCUGAUGAAGAUGUUAUCCAGGUUGUUAAAAAGUAAAGAGCGUUAAAAAAAAAAUCAUGGCAAAAAGAAAAGUUGCAUUUUAUUUGAUAUUUAAAUGUCGUCUAAACUAUUUUUUUUUAAAUUUAAUAAACAUUCAGUUACUACUUUAUUUU